This is a messenger RNA of Tripterygium wilfordii, 2396 nucleotides long. Its product is annotated as zinc finger CCCH domain-containing protein 34-like. NCBI's taxonomy places the organism in Eukaryota, Viridiplantae, Streptophyta, Magnoliopsida, Celastrales, Celastraceae. Bases 284 to 1738 code for a protein of 484 amino acids. The record is from RefSeq and is a predicted model, not a curated record. Gene Ontology annotation, molecular function: metal ion binding; mRNA binding. The transcript is spliced from 7 exons.
AAUAAUGUUUUUCAGUCCUGGCAUGGCGUAAGAAAAAACACGCACACAAGUACAGACUCUCUCUAUCUCACUCACAGAUAAAGAUCAAACCAUCGCUUUGAAAACAGAAAGUGACAGAGAAAGCUUGGACCGAAAGCCGCGAACACUUUGUGUCUUUCAAGAAACCUGAACGGAAUCCGACGAGCCGCGUCUACUCUUUCUGGAAAGGUAACCACAGGAAGAAGAAACCGUUUGAUCGUAGUUUCAGGCGCAGCAUUCUAGGGCUGUCCGUAACCGUACGCGGAUGUCCGUACGAAGGGGCCUGGAGAGGUACGGUCGGGGCCUGGAGGGUUCGCAAUCGGACCCUUCCAUGAAGUGGAGCGGUCCAGGAGCAGAGACCGGCCUUGAAGAACCUAUGUGGCGGUUGGGGUUGGGCAGCGGUGGUGGAGGCGUUGGGGGGCAGUUUGGGUAUCCGGAACGGCCGGACGAGGCCGAUUGUAUAUACUAUUUGAGGACGGGAUUUUGCGGGUAUGGGUGUCGGUGCCGGUUCAAUCAUCCACGUGACCGUGGCGCGAUUCUGGGAGCUGCAAGAGCUGGUAGGGAGGAGUAUCCAGAGCGAAUGGGUCAGCCUGUUUGCCAGUACUACAUGAGGACAGGAACUUGUAAAUUUGGUCCUUCCUGUAAGUACCACCAUCCCAGGCAGGGAGCUGGUGCUGUUAGCCCUGUGUCGCUAAAUUAUUAUGGAUACCCACUGCGUCUGGGAGAAAAAGAUUGUCCAUACUAUGUAAAAACCGGACAGUGUAAGUUUGGCGCAACAUGUAAAUUUCAUCACCCACAAGCACAUAUACAAUUUCCAGCACCAGCAGUGCCAGCCCAAGUUUCACCUGUGCCAACGCCAGUUGCACCUGCAACAUAUCACUCAGUGCAGUCUCCAUCUGUCCCUUCAUCUCAACAGUACAGGGUAGUGGUUGCAAGGCCUCCUCUUCUGUCGUGCUCAUAUGUACAAGGGCCUUAUGGUCCUGUUUUGCUGUCCCCUGGAAUGGUUCCUAUUUUGGGCUGGAGUCCUUAUCCGGGACCUGUAAGUCCGGUAGCUAUUCCCAGUACUCAACCCAUGGUUGGAUCAGGCUCAGUGUAUGGUGUCUCACAAUUAUCUCCUUCUGCACCUGCAUAUACGGGGCCUUAUCAGACCUUACCUUCUUCCGUCGGUCCUUCAAGCAGUAGCCAGAAGGAACGUCCAUUUCCUGAGAGACCUGGCCAACCGGAAUGCCAGUAUUUCAUGAAAACUGGGGACUGUAAAUUUGGAUCCUCGUGUAGAUACCAUCAUCCAUCGGAACUGGCUGCGCAAGGAGCACUUGUUGUUCUUAGCGCCACGGGUCUUCCUCUACGUCCGGGUGCACCACCUUGUGCUCAUUAUACACAGCGUGGGGAAUGCAAAUUUGGACCUGCAUGUAAAUUUGAUCAUCCUAGGGGAACUCUUAGUUACAGUCCCUCUUUAUCUUCGCUUGCGGAAAUUCCAGUUGCUCCAUACCCUGUGGGAUCUUCAGCUGGUACUCUAGCCCCAUCAUCCUCAUCCUCAGAAUUGCGGCCUGAACUUAUGUCAGGAUCUGGAAAAAACUCCAGCUCAACCAGAAUUUCUUCAUCUUUGAGUACAUCAAGUGGAUCAGUUGGUUCAGUUUUUAGUGCAUCAAGCAUGCAACAGUCUAGUCAGAGUUCUGGUCAUGCGGCUGGAGGCAGCAGCAGCAUAGAGGGCACACCUUGAGCCAGGCAGGGAUAUUAAGCUAUUCCUGUUCAUUCCUCCUUUUGAUCAAAUUCAUUGACAAAAAGGUCAUCUUUCUUCUUCUUUUUUUUACCUUCUCGGUAGAGUCUUAAAAUAGGAUUCCUUAGUUUUCUCCCAUCAUGCUUCCAUGAUUCGGGUUUAGCACACAUAAGCUCUGAUCAUUCCUGUGUUGAUAGUAUAAUCUUUAUAUGCCAUCCUGUUAUAUCGAAUAAGCCAUGGCCAGCCCUCCAAAUGUUUAGCAAACCCCAUACGGCAUCCCCUUUUGUUUCCAAACAACCAUGAAAGAAGAUUAAACACUUCCCAUUAGGCAAAAAUCCACAUCCAAGUCUCCAAUUUUGGAGUUUAUUUACUGGUCUAAUCUUUUUCAAAAAAUGAAAAAGACGACUGUUCAUGUCCUAUUAUGUUGAGACUUUAUUUCGAUCUGGGAACAUGCUUCCAAUUCAUCCUAGAAAGGAAUUUGAAGUUAUUACUUGUUCCCCAACUUUUUUGGUUUGGGGUUUAUUGUGAAAAUUGAAUAUUAUAGACUCCAAGGAGGCAUCCCAAUGCUCCCUUAAACGGGGAUGAGAUGUUUGACAUUGUUAUCUGAAAAUUUGUUAUGAAAUACAAAUGAACAGCUGCCCUUGAUUGGUGGUUUUGCUCU